CGUGGUCCCAUUUUAAGCGUUCAUCUCGCUUUCAUCCUUCCUGCUAUGCCAUUUGGUGAAUUGGUGUGCGGUGCGCCAGGAAGUGGUAAAUCAACCUACUGCUAUGGCAAGCACCAGCUAUUUAAUGCUUUGAAUCGCCCGAUUUCUAUCGUGAACCUCGAUCCAGCUAACGACAACAUCCCUUAUCCAUGUGCGAUUGACAUCGCUUCUUUAAUCACCCUCCAGGAUGUCAUGGACGAACACGGUCUUGGCCCCAAUGGAGGCAUGCUUUACUGUAUGGAGUAUCUAGACGCCAACUUCGAUUGGCUUGAGGCACGGCUGAAAGAGCUGGGGCCCGACGCAUAUGUGUUGUUUGAUGUACCUGGUCAGGUGGAGCUUAGCACAAACCACGAGGCAUUAAAACACAUAGUACAGCGAUUAACAAAGAUUGGGUUCAGGUUAGCUGCCGUUCAUCUCUGUGAUGCGCACUAUGUGACCGAUGCCGCGAAAUAUGUUUCCGUACUUCUCCUGUCUCUCCGAACUAUGCUACAAUUAGAACUGCCGCAUGUCAAUGUUUUGUCAAAGGUUGACCUGAUAGCUCAAUACGGAGACCUGGACUUCAAUCUCGAUUUCUACACGGAAGUUCAGGAUCUCUCCUAUUUGGAGAACGCACUGAAUGCUGCGUCACCACGAUAUACUGCUCUCAAUAUGGCAUUAUGCUCUGUAAUCGAGGACUACGGUCUUGUGGGAUUCGAAACGCUAGCGGUUGAGGAUAAAGCAUCGAUGCUACACCUAACCCGCGCUAUCGAUCGAGCGACAGGAUACGUAUUCGUGCCACCGCACGACGCCCCAGCACCAGAAGGGACACUGGAAGAUUCGUCUGUUCCUGCAUCGACGAGACCAAAUACCUUUUCACUGUUCUCAUCUGCUGCGGGCCCGAUGGCAGGUAGCAUUGGGGAUGUGCAGGAACGUUGGAUCGAUGCUCGCGAGCAGUGGGAUGCAUUUGAAAGCAAAGAGUGGAGACAGGAAGGACAGAUGAUCAGGGAAGCGAGGGAUAGGGAAAACGCGAUGCAAGCUGAAGGGAGAGGGAAGAGUGGGAUCAGAGAAAGGAAAUAGGAAACAGGAAAAGCGCGUGCACUUUUUUUUUGUGAGAUCCAUGAAUUUACCAGUUGCCAAAGUCGGGAAUUUUGACCACACCCCCGAAUCACGAUAAGACUUUUUUCCAGGUUUCAUGUGCAGAUUCCGGGGAAUACUUAUAUACUGUAUGGUCUUGAAGGAUAUUCCAUUUCGAAUCCACAUGCGACCUUCUGGAUGUUAGUUAGUUAGGACAUACUGUAGAGACUAGGUUCGUCACAGGUCACAGCCAUCAACGAAUCGAACCUAUUUGGUGUGACUGUCACACCAAUUUUUUGGGGGCCGAAGCUAAUUUGUGACAUGUGGUAAAAACAUACAGAAAAACAUAUAAAAAACAUACAAAAAACAUAUAAAAAACAACAAUGUCCAGCUAGAUUCUACCUGUUACUUCUCAACUUUAUAAUAAGAUAUGAAUCAGAC
This is a messenger RNA of Suillus clintonianus, 1533 nucleotides long. RefSeq lists its product as uncharacterized. The record is from RefSeq and is a predicted model, not a curated record. Gene Ontology annotation, cellular component: cytoplasm. The transcript has 4 exons. Gene Ontology annotation, molecular function: GTPase activity. NCBI's taxonomy places the organism in Eukaryota, Fungi, Basidiomycota, Agaricomycetes, Boletales, Suillaceae. The coding region runs from base 46 to 1095 and encodes 349 amino acids.